Molecule: messenger RNA, 3229 nt
Organism: Paramecium pentaurelia
Lineage: Eukaryota; Ciliophora; Oligohymenophorea; Peniculida; Parameciidae
Source: the annotation of a GenBank genome assembly
AUGAUAAAUUAAUAAGUAAACUCUACAAAAACAGAACCAGUAUAAAAUAAUUAUGAUUAAAUGAAAGGUAAUGUGUAAAUUAUAAAUAGGUCCAUUUUAAUAUACACCAUUUACUAUAGACCAUCCAGGAUAACCUGAGGAUGAUUACUCAGUUAAAGACCCAACUGUAAAGACAUUAGAUCGAUCUAGAUUGUGUUAAUCACCCUUUAAUGCCAAUCAUGAGGUUUCCUUCUUAUUUACAUUUUUCAGAUAUUAAAUGAAAGGUUUUCCUUCAUCUAAGAACCCAGUAACUUUCAAUUAUUGGCAUUUACCUAAAAAAGUUAUGAGACUACUAAAGGUUUCUAAAACCAAAAGAAACUCAAACCAAAAUUUGCAGAUCUUCUCAAGGACAAAAUCAACAUUAAUGAAAAAACAAGGAAAUAUUCCUAUAUUUUUGAUUUGGGUCAAUAAGAUAAUAUACCAUCAUGUAUUAACUAUCUAGAUUUCUAGUUGUCUUAUAGCCCAACUCAAAAUUACAUAAAUAUUGGAGUCUCUUUUAUUUAUUGAUAAUGAUAGUUCAGAUUAUAAUCAUUCCAUUAAAAUUUUAACACAUCUAUGUGAUAUUUCUCACUCUCAAACUCAUAGAUUCAAUUAUUAACUCUCUAUCAACAUUUGCAAUAAAUGGAUAUAUUUAAACUCACUUAAUAGCCAUCAUAAAUCAUUACUUUAAAUACUAAUUGAUAUUUGAUCUAGUAAAAUAUAUAUAUAUAUUUACAUAGUUGUUUAUAAUUACCAUCCUAUUUUAAUACAAUUACUGGAGCAUUAUAAUCAAUAUACUAAGCACUAUUCCUAGACUUACAUAAAUAUAAAAGCAAAUCUAAUUGUAUAAAUUCAUAUAAUCAUAGUGAAUAUAAUAUUUUUAAUUCAUUGUCACUAUUUGUAAUUUUGAUAAUAAAAGCGAUAUUACUGGUCCAUGCUUUAACUUGUUUUUGGCUAUUCAAUUUGUUAGAUGAAGAUGAGAAUACCUUCUAAGAAUAGUAUCUACAUUCCUUAUACUAUGUAUUAAGUAUUUUGACAUUCAAUUCUACUUUAAUUGAUAUCAAUAAAAAUUACAGCAUUAUUGUUUAUGCUGUUAUUUCAUUUAUCUCAUUACUAUUCUUAGCCUACUUCUUAGCUAAAAUGCUUACAAUAUUUAAAGAUAAGGAAUUAGAAUAAUAAUUAAGUGAAUUUAUGACAUAAACUAACUUAGAUUCAACUCUUAAACAAAAAAUAUUGAGUCAUUUACUUUAUCAACCAUAAUAUAAUCAUGAUAAAUUUAUAUCAUAAUUAUCCAGUAACUUAAAUUAAGAAUACAAAGUUAGUCAAAGAGCCAAAUUAUUAUACUCAUAUUUUAAACACUUUAAUAAAAGGACCAUUUAAUCAAUUAUUAAUAAUAGUUACGAAAUUGUUUGUUAACCUAAUUAAAAUAUAAUAUAAGAAGGAGUAUUAGAUGAUUGUUCUUUAUAUUUUAUAUUAGAAGGCUCUGUGUAUUUGAAAUCCAGAAAUAAUAUCAAUUUAUAGAUUUUGAAAUAAAAUAAUUCAUUUGGUGAAAUAGAAUUUUACACUCAAAAACCUAGGAAUUUUACAAUUUAAAGUGAAGAAGUAACAAGACUAUUGAAAAUUGAACGAUCAACAUUCUUAGAAUUUUUGAGCUUUAAUGAAAAAGUAAAAUUAAACUGAUAUUAAUAUUUAGUAAUUAUUUUAUCAAUAGAGAGAUAAAAUCAUUUUCAAUUUAGGUUUACCUAUUAAAUGUCCUUGUUGUUUAAAUGAUGAUCAUGUUAUUACAAAAUGUCCAUUAUUGACAUAUAGGCCAGAUAAGAGUUGUAUUAUAAAAAAGUUUAUUUUUCCACAUAGAUAAUUUAGAAGAUAAUGUAUAUAUAUAUUUAUAAUAUAUAAUAAAUAGAUUAAAGAAGAAUCUCUAAAGAUAUGAGUGCAUUAAAGUUUUAUUAAUGUGCAUCAUAAUAUGAAGUGGCAUUUUUAAAAUUAUUUUCAGAUCAAUUAUAGAUGUCAUAACUUAGCCAAUCUUAAUUUCCAUAUGAUGAUUUAGCUAUUAGAGAUUCAUAUGUAAGUGCUAGAAGUUUAACAAAAUUAAGUAGAGAUAGAUCAGUUGUCAAGUCCACUUCAUUUAUGAAAUAACAAUCAGGUUAUGAAUAAUAAUCUUUUCCAAAUAACACAGAUAAUAUAUUGUAUUCAUAAAAAUCAUUAAAAGCUCUAAUUUAGAUUAAGAUAAAGAAUUUUAAAUCAUCAAUGGUAAAUAAGAUAAAAAUUAUGAUGAAUUCGCAUCAUUAUUCAGAACUGAACAAUAGAAAAGAACAUUUGCAACUGCUGGAUUUGGAUCUUAAAGUUUAGCUGCUUCAAAUAAAGAUUUAACAUAAAAAUCAUUAAAUAUUAUUUUGGAACAUGAAAAUUCUGACAGCAUCUCUGAAUCCAACUCUAAGUCAGUAGAGGAAGAGAAUGUUGUUGAUUCUCCUUAAGACAAAUUUGAAAGGAAGAAAAAUGAUCCAAAAUUAACAUUCAAUUAUAAUUUUGAAACUUAAAUGAACGAACUUCAAAAGUAAAAUUAAAGUUAACCUCGUUUAUCCCGUUUAGGAUCUGGUUCUAUUCUAUAGCAAAGUUCAAGAAAUAGUACAUAUAAAUAUCCAGAUGUAAUAAGUUAACGUGAAAAUUCUUCAAGAUCACUUACUUAUAGUCCAAUCCCUUCAAAUAGUUAAUAUAAAUCAGGAAGACCUUCCUCUAAGUAGAAUAGAAAAUCUACAUUUUCAUUCCCAUAAAAAUUAAUUUAAUAAACUCGUUAAGUUGAAAUUGCCAAUUUUGAUGAUAGUAGAAGUUAAUAAUAAAGACCUUCAAUUAGGAAAAUAUCAACUAAAACUGGAACUAAAAUAUCUGUUAUCCCUUCUAGUUUCUAACCAUUUAGUAAUGUGGAUGUAUUUAUUUUUAAUUUAUUAAGUUACCUGUAUAUGCUAAUAAUUCAUUUGGACUUAAUAAUUUUGAUUCUAUGUGUUCUUUUGAUGACUAUUUACCUCAUAAUAAUUAUGAGAUUACUAUUUACAAGUAUAUAUUUAUUAAUAAAUUAUUAAGGGCAAACAAAUUUAGAAAUAUUAAGAAAAUAUAUAUAUCCAAGUACUUAGCUGACUAUUAAUUAUCAAAAAUGAUUUAUUUAUUAAAAUAAAAAAGAUUGAAAACAGUUAAAAGUUAAUAAAAAUUAGAGUGA